GGGUCCCGGGGCCAGGCCUCGCAGGCCGCUGGGAGACGGCGUCGGUGCUCCAGGCGAGCGAACAAGCCGAAAGGCUCGCUCGCGGGCUGGGCGGAGGGCGGGGGCAGGACCGUGGAGUGCGGGCUGCGGCGCAGAUGUCAUGUGGCCUGUGCUUUGGACCGUGGUGCGUACCUAUGCUCCCUAUGUUACAUUUCCUGUGGCCUUCGUGGUCGGGGCUGUGGGUUACCACCUGGAAUGGUUCAUCCGGGGAAAGGAUCCCCAGCCUGUGGAGGAGGAGAAGAGCAUCUCUGAGCGCCGGGAGGACCGCAAGCUGGAUGAACUGCUAGGCAAGGACCACACCCAGGUGGUGAGCCUUAAGGACAAGCUGGAAUUUGCCCCUAAAGCUGUCCUGAACAGAAACCGCCCAGAGAAGAAUUAAUGAAGGACACAGAGCCCCAUGGGUCCUUGUGUGGGCCAUGACUGGCCCUGCCACCAUGUCUACCCUGCUCCAGAACCCACAUUGGAUUUGCUGUGUCGCUUAUUCUGGCCCCUCCUGUACCACCCAGCCCCGCACACACCAGCCGCCCUCGUGUUGCCAGGUGGACACUCGAGCAGCCGAGGGGCCAGGGAAGAGGAAGGCCCUUGAGGGUUCUGGCCUGAAGGCUGCAUGUGUUGUAUGGUGGCCGAAACUGCUCAGGCUUCUGCGCUUGUGGGCGCGCCAUGGGGAGGAGUGUCAUGAAAUGAAUGAUGGCUGUCUGUUUCUUUGGGGAGGCACUUUGGCCUCAAGUGGGAGUGGCUGGGGUUGGGGUGUUGCCUUAGGAGGGAUGCCUACAUGCCUAGUUCCAGUGUACACUGGGAAGAAUUCAAAAAGCU
Messenger RNA from Mirounga angustirostris (Northern elephant seal), 852 nucleotides. It is a transcript of the gene SMIM12, whose product is annotated as small integral membrane protein 12. The transcript has 2 exons. The record is from RefSeq and is a predicted model, not a curated record. The coding region runs from base 140 to 418 and encodes 92 amino acids. NCBI's taxonomy places the organism in Eukaryota, Metazoa, Chordata, Mammalia, Carnivora, Phocidae.